UAUAAGUUUGUAUAAUUAUAUAUAUAUUUAUAUGGAACAAAUAAAUGAAAAAUCUAACGAAAAAAACGAAUCAUUUAAUAAUCCCGAUAUUAACGUUGACAAAAAAAAUUUAAAAAAAUUGAAAAGGAAGAAAAAAUCUAAACAUAAUGACAAAGAUGAAAUACCACUAAAAGAAAAUUAUACAAAACACGUUAAAAUUUCUAAUGAAGCUCACAACUCAGGUGAUGAAGAUAAUUUAGAUAUUAAACCACCUAAUUUAUAUAAUUCAAUGCCAACAUAUAGAGAAAAAGAUUAUCUAAGAAGAAGGGAUAUACCCUAUAAUUAUAAGAUCUCAUUACAUAGGGAAAGAAAUAUUGAUAAUAAAUAUAGAUUGCAACAAAACAAAAGAAUAUUCAAUGAAAGUCAAUACUCACCAGAUAGAUUAAAAUAUGAAAAGGAAAGGGGACACAAUUUGUUUUACAAGCAUUACCCCCCUACCACAUCUGCCCAUUUAUACUCAUCAGGCUCGUCCACUCAUUCUUCCCCAGUAGCCAUCAAUAACCGUGUUGCUAUCAUCGACAAUCGGUCACCUUCACAUAAAGCAUAUCACAGAAGUAGUUAUAAAUUGGCUUCAUCGGAUAAUACCAAAGACAGCUUAAAAAAUAAUCAAAACCUUACUAUACCAACUCCCCAAGAAUUAUCAAACACUCACAAUAAAAGCGAUAAGUUGGAAAAAACUGAACGCAAACACAAAAAGCAUCGUCACAAUCGAGAAAAAUAUGGCCAAGAAUCUAUGGAUAAAGAUAGGCGAAAAGACAAAGUGAGUGCCACCAUCCCACAAAAUAAAAUAGAUGUACAAACAACAGUUUCGCACAAAACCGAAACAGAAAUGAGACAAGCUCUUCUCAGCAGAGAAGAUAAGCUUUAUAAGAGGCCUGCACAUUUUCAAACAUUAGAUAGCAAACGUGCAUCAAAAACGAUUCAGAAGGAAGAAAAUAAACUUUAUACAUUGAAGGAGUCUGUGGAUAUAAGACGACGCCAUCCUAGUCACAGUGAUAUAGAAGAUGAUGUAGAAUUAAAUGAAAACGAAUUUGAGGAGAAUGGGUAUUUUAGAAUGAUACCUUCUGAAGAGGAAAAUGAACGGCUAACUGUGUUAGGCAAUUUGUUGCAAGAAACGGGAGAGGAUAAUAAAGAUGUUGAUAUGAUUUAUGAGAAUGCUUCAGAAGAAAAUAAAGGAUUAGAGUCAUAUAAACUCAUCAAUGAUUCCUUGAACGACCAAAAAACGAUAUCAGAACCAAAAAAAAAAGAUACCAAAAGACUUGAAGAAAAUUUAUAUACAGAAUCGGAUUACAAUAUUCAUCCCAAGAAAAUUAAACCUAUAAAUUCCGUAACCUAUUAUUAUCCUGCCUUUCAAGGUUGCAGGAGUGUGGAAGAGUAUCAGUGCUUGAAUAGAAUCGAGGAAGGGACUUAUGGGGUCGUUUACAGGGCUAAAAACAAGAAAACCAAUGAAAUAGUUGCUCUUAAAAGAUUGAAAAUGGAGAAAGAGAAAGAAGGAUUUCCUAUCACAUCUCUGAGGGAAAUCAAUACCCUUAUGAAAGCGCAUCAUCCCAAUGUUGUGUCUAUAUUGGAAAUAGUUGUUGGAAGUAAUAUGGAUAAAAUAUAUAUUGUGAUGGAGUUUGUAGAGCACGAUUUGAAAUCACUGAUGGAAACUAUGAAACAACCCUUUUUAAUUGGCGAAACGAAGACCCUACUCAUGCAACUCCUUCGUGGUGUUCACCAUCUCCACGAUAAUUGGAUUCUACACAGGGAUAUAAAGGCAUCUAACGUUUUAGUUUCCCACGGUGGAUCUUUGAAACUUGGCGAUUUCGGAUUAGCCAGGGAGUAUGGAUCCCCGUUAAAGCCUUACACUCCAGUCGUCGUAACUUUAUGGUAUCGAGCACCCGAAUUAUUACUAGGGGCCAGUAGAUACUCGACACACAUAGAUACUUGGUCGGUGGGGUGUCUAUUCGCUGAACUGCUCACCUUAGAACCUGCCUUCAGGGGUAAAAGUGAAGUCGAUCAACUUAACAAGAUUUAUAAGGAUUUAGGAACGCCUAACGAAACGAUAUGGCCUGGAUAUACCAAUCUGCCCAUGGUCAAAAAAAUUAAUUUCGUUACAUAUCCCUACAACAACAUACGCAAACGAUACAAAGCAUCCCUUUUAUCCGAUAUUGGUUUUGAUUUGCUAAACAAAUUCCUAACUUAUGACCCGACUAUGCGCAUCUCAGCUGACGUAGCCUUAAAUCACCCAUUUUUCAAUGAAUCGCCUCUCCCUGUUAACCAAGCUUUGUUACCUACUUUCCCAGCGAAAAGUGAAUUAUCUACCUUAAAUAUACCCCAUGUUGCCGUAACCAAGCAUAGUCCUAAACCACCUUCAGGUGGCAAACUAUAUGAUAAUCUCAUGAAAUCGGAAAUUUGUGAUUCAGAUAACGGUAGUUCUAUGACUUCGGCUGAAUACAAGCUAAAAGCACAAAUCUUAGCCGGCCAAUAUAAAUCUUUGGGUCUUCCUCUCCCACAUUUAAACUCUAAUCUUAAUAUAAACCCUCUUCUCGCCUCCUCAACUAUUCCCCCUUUACUGCCCAAUAGACAAUUUCAUCAGAAACUGUAUAUCGACCCAGCCAAAGCAAGUGCUUACCUAUAUAAAUCUAUGGUAACAAAUAAUACCUCCACCUCAUCAACUUCUAUUUCAAAUCAAACUAUCUCACAAACAUUCGACAGCUUUAUCAAUAAUGAAAUCGAUAUUCAUAGUUCUAAAAGUAAGAGAAAUUAUCGAAAGAAUUUAUAAAUUCUCGUUGGAAUUGAUUUCAUACUAUGCUUUGUUUUUCCGUUUUAGGUAUAAAAACAAAUGAAUAUGCAAUGUAAAUAUAAUCG
Messenger RNA from Gordionus sp. m RMFG-2023, 2889 nucleotides. Its product is annotated as cyclin-dependent kinase 11B-like. Gene Ontology annotation, biological process: regulation of mitotic cell cycle; protein phosphorylation. Bases 32 to 2803 code for a protein of 923 amino acids. The transcript has 14 exons. Gene Ontology annotation, cellular component: nucleus. Gene Ontology annotation, molecular function: protein serine/threonine kinase activity; ATP binding. The record is from RefSeq and is a predicted model, not a curated record. NCBI's taxonomy places the organism in Eukaryota, Metazoa, Nematomorpha, Gordioida, Chordodea, Parachordodidae.